Messenger RNA from Botrytis deweyae, 576 nucleotides. RefSeq lists its product as uncharacterized. The record is from RefSeq and is a predicted model, not a curated record. Bases 1 to 576 code for a protein of 191 amino acids. The transcript has a single exon. Lineage: Eukaryota; Fungi; Ascomycota; Leotiomycetes; Helotiales; Sclerotiniaceae.
AUGGCUUCUUCAAUGCCACCUAGCCUUCGGUUCAUAAAUCAUCCACAUAUUACACAUCACAGUACUCAUCAUACCAGGGAUCGUAGCUGGCACUUGAGCGUUACCAUAACCACCAGAAAAGAAACUGCAGCCGACGAUCCUCCACCUACGUAUUCACCUCCAAGACCAGACUCUCCCCCAAUUCCAGAAUCUCCAGCAUCUGGACGCCCAGCUCCACAUCACUACUUCCACCCUUUCCCCCGUCUUCCCACCGAACUCCGACACCGAAUCUGGACGCUCGCAGCGAGAGAUAUCGCACCUCGCGAAAUCACUAUCUGUCAUGAGCUCUGCGAAUUUGAAGGUUACGCAAGCAUCAUUGCGAAAGUAACCGAAUAUUUAACCAAUCUUCUGACAUUCGGCCGGGAGAAGAAGAUAGUUGAUUAUGAGUGUUCGGCUGUUCCUGCUUUGCUUCAUACGAAUUUUUUGGCGCGCAGUAUUGCGCGCAAGUUGUAUAAGAGACGGUUCCAGGAGGUGCUUAAUAGAAAGAUUUAUGUGGGAGCGAAGGAUAGGGUUGUGGUUGUGCCUAGGCCUAUUUGA